AUGACUGUCUCUUACACGCUGAAAGUUGCCAACUCCCGUUUUGGGGGUUUCUCCAAGCUGCUCUUCCGCUGGAAAGGCAGCAUCUACAAGCUGCUGUACAAGGAGUUCAUCGUCUUCGUGGUGCUGUAUGCCCUGCUCAGCCUCGUUUACCGGCGGCUGCUGACUGAGGAGCAGAAGCGUCUCUACACCAAAGUGGCUCAAUACUGCAACCGGUCCACGGACCUCAUCCCCAUGUCGUUUGUCCUAGGUUUUUAUGUUACCCUGAUUGUGAACCGGUGGUGGGCCCAGUACACCAGCAUCCCCCUGCCUGACCAGCUCAUGUGCGUCAUCUCCAGCAACGUCCACGGCAAGGACGAGCGGGGCCGGGUCCUGCGGCGCACCCUCAUCCGCUAUGCCAACCUGUCUUCGGUUCUCAUCCUGCGCUCCGUCAGCACCAGGGUGCUCAAGCGCUUCCCCACCAUGGACCAUGUGGUGGAAGCCGGCUUCAUGACACAGGAUGAGUGCAAGAAGUUCGAGAGCCUCCACUCUGACUUCAACAAGUACUGGAUCCCCUGCGUGUGGUUCACCAACCUGGCAGCCCAGGCCAGGCGGGAUGGCCGCAUCCGCGACGACGUGGCCCUCCGCCUGCUCAUGGACGAGCUGAAUCUCUACCGGGCCAAGUGCAGCAUGUUGUUCCAUUACGACUGGAUCAGCAUCCCCCUGGUGUACACGCAGGUGGUCACCAUCGCCGUCUACUCCUUCUUUGCCUUCUGCCUUGUCGGGCGGCAGUUCCUGGAGCCGCUGGAGCUGGGGCAGGAGGGGGACCUGGACAUGUACAUCCCCCUCUCCACCCUCCUCCAGUUCUUCUUCUACGCCGGCUGGCUGAAGGUUGCAGAACAGAUCAUUAACCCCUUUGGAGAAGAUGAUGACGACUUUGAGACCAAUAAGCUAAUAGACAGGAACCUGCAGGUGUCCCUGCUCUCCGUGGAUGACAUGUACCAGAACCUGCCCCCCGUCGUGAAGGACAAAUACUGGAAUGAGUCCACAGCUCAGCCCCCCUACACCAUGGCCACAGCCGCAGAGACCUUGAAGCCCUCGUUCCUGGGUUCCACCUUCGACAUGCACAUGUGCGAGGACACGGAGCAGAGCCAGCCGGCGGAAGCCUCGCCGAGCGUACCGCGCAUCCAGACGCCUCUGCUCAGCCGCUUCUUCACCGCCGCAUCCCCCGCCAUCAGCAUCAAAAACUUCAGCCGGGGUAGCCGAGGUCACCCCCGCCUGCGGCGCUCCCGGGCGGACGGUGGCUUCCCUUCCCCUUACCCCAACCGCCCCGAGGACCCCGAGUCGGUGGCCUGCAUCGAGGAGGAGAUGGAGGAUGAGGAGAGCCGGGCCAGCGAGCCCACCGCGCCUGGCAGUCGCCCAGGGGGGACCCGGCCACAGGAGGCCUCCAAAACACAGAGGAAGGAGCUGCCGCUGAUCCAGGUGAAGGCACCGUCCAGCGACAGCAUUGGGGCUGACCAGCUGGAAGCCCGGGAGCCCUGA
Tyto alba (common barn owl) is the source of this 1518-nucleotide messenger RNA. It is a transcript of the gene BEST4, whose product is annotated as bestrophin 4. Lineage: Eukaryota; Metazoa; Chordata; Aves; Strigiformes; Tytonidae. The transcript has 9 exons. The record is from RefSeq and is a predicted model, not a curated record. Gene Ontology annotation, molecular function: chloride channel activity. The coding region runs from base 1 to 1518 and encodes 505 amino acids.